UAAGGCAACCAGCGGCGAUGAUGAGGAGAUGAUGACGACGAGCCAAGUUACUGAUGGAGACGGCGGCGACGACGGCUCGGCGACUGGGUUUCCGAGUCGAGAAAUUGCCCAAAAUAUUGCUUGCGAGCGGAUGGAUAUAAAAACGAAAGCGUCCGACAAGCAGGCAAUCAGUUUAGAACCAAACUUGAACGCGGCAGCACCUCCAAAAUGUAUCUGCUUGUAAAUUCCAUCGUCGUCAUGGUUCUGGGCGUGCUGCAAGUGCAGGCGGCCGCCUACGUUCCGGAUUCAGAUCGGGACACACGGACUCUCCAGAACGAGCUGCAGGUGGACAGGGAUGGCAAUUACCGGUACGCCUACGAGACCUCCAACGGCAUUUCCGCCUCACAGGCCGGCUUGGGCGGUGUUUCUGUCCAGGGUGGAUCUAGCUAUACAUCUCCAGAGGGCGAGGUGAUCAGUGUGAACUACGUGGCCGAUGAGUUCGGUUACCACCCGGUGGGCCAGCACAUUCCCCAAGUGCCGGACUACAUCCUGCGUGCCCUGGAGUACAUCAGAACGCAUCCCUACCAGGUAAAGGACUAUUAUACUGGCGAGCUCAAGACGGUGGAGCACGAUGCUGCCGCCUUCAAUGUGUACACCCGCAACUUCCAGGAGUCAACCACUCCGCGCUCCCGUCCAAGCACCACCCCCAAGACCAUCUACCUGACCCAUCCUCCCACGACAACGCUGCGACCUCUGCGCCAGAGACGGAGCUACUCCAGACAUUGAUGACUGAUGGCUGAGAGUCUCUAUUGCCACUUGGCGGGGAAGGGGCCGGUCUCCGAACCACCAUGCGAAUCUGUGAAUUUUGAUCUAAACAAUUAUUUAAGCCACCAACAACAAAUAGAAGUGUUAAGAAAACGUAAGCUAAAGUGUGAAAAAUAACAAAAUAGACAGUCUUUGUUAGCCGA
Drosophila ananassae is the source of this 947-nucleotide messenger RNA. It is a transcript of the gene Pcp, whose product is annotated as pupal cuticle protein. Gene Ontology annotation, molecular function: structural constituent of chitin-based larval cuticle. NCBI's taxonomy places the organism in Eukaryota, Metazoa, Arthropoda, Insecta, Diptera, Drosophilidae. Bases 208 to 765 code for a protein of 185 amino acids. The transcript is spliced from 2 exons. Gene Ontology annotation, cellular component: chitin-based extracellular matrix. The record is from RefSeq and is a predicted model, not a curated record.